Messenger RNA from Cladophialophora carrionii CBS 160.54, 1602 nucleotides. RefSeq lists its product as uncharacterized. The record is from RefSeq and is a predicted model, not a curated record. The coding region runs from base 1 to 1602 and encodes 533 amino acids. Gene Ontology annotation, cellular component: membrane. Lineage: Eukaryota; Fungi; Ascomycota; Eurotiomycetes; Chaetothyriales; Herpotrichiellaceae. Gene Ontology annotation, biological process: transmembrane transport. Gene Ontology annotation, molecular function: transmembrane transporter activity. The transcript is spliced from 5 exons.
AUGCUCCUCAUGCCUUCGGACCUCAAGAAGGCCCGCAUCAUAACCGUCGUCGCCUGUACCGUCACCUCACUGGCUUGUGGUUCCAACUAUGGCUACUCGAUAUGGGGCCCCAGCUUUGCGGCCCGGCUCAAGCUGACCGCCACAGACAGCAACCUCAUUGGCAAUCUGGGGAAUUUUGGCAUGUACGCUUUUGGCAUUCCCUCGGGCAUGAUGGUCGACGCGAAAGGGCCACGAUGGGGUCUGACAUUGGGCAUCGUGCUGUUCGGUGCCGGCUACUAUCCCAUUGCCAAAGCUUACGAGGCUGGACCCGGGCACUACAGCGUCCCGUUAAUAUGUCUGUUCUCCUUCCUCACCGGUGCCGGCAGCUGUUCAGCAUUCACCGCCUCCAUCAAGGCUGCCGCGCUUAACUAUCCCGAGUCGAGAGGAACAGCGACAGCCUUUCCCCUGGCUGCGUUCGGUCUGAGUGCUCUGUUCUUUGCCGCACUUGCGCAAAUACUCCCGGGCGGCACAUACAACUUUCUCAUUCUCCUCGCAACUGGCACCGUCUUGCUGCCCCUGCUCUCGUUCCCGUUUAUACGCGUAUUCCCACACCACACGUACCAGCAUGUCCCUGAACAUGAACACCAAGUCCUCCACCGGACCAGACCGUCAGGGAGCCGUCCAUCCCCUCGAUACGAAGAACCAGGUGCGCCCAAAACCCAUUCCUCAAACGCCCGUGGGGAUGACGAGUCCUUCUCCUCUGACCCGGAAUCACACCAUACUGGCGAUGAAGGAGCAUCGCUUCUCUCAAAAACCUCCACCCAGGAACAAGCUGCCGAAGACCUCGAAGCUUCAAAGCAUCUCGAAUCUGACAGAAAUCACGAGCACCCGCAUUUAGACGUUCGAGGCUUCGCCCUGCUCCCACACCCUGAGUUCUGGCAGUUAUUCAUCAUGAUGGGUCUGCUGACUGGUGUUGGAUUGAUGACCAUCAAUAACAUCGGCAACGACGCCCUCGCGCUUUGGAAACACGCCGACCCCACCACGCCCGCGUCCUUUAUCGAAGCCCGCCAAGCGAUGCACGUCUCGAUCCUCUCGUUCUGCAGUUUCAGCGGCCGCCUCCUCUCGGGCAUCGGCUCCGACAUGCUCGUCUCGAAGCUGAACCGCUCGCGCUUCUGGUGCCUGUUCGCCUCGGCGCUGAUUUUCUGCGUCACGCAGGUCGUCGCCACCAACGUGUCGGACCCGCACUACCUCGUCCUCGUGUCCAGCCUGACGGGUCUCGCCUACGGCAUCCUUUUCGGCGUGUACCCGUCCCUUGUGGCCCACUGUUUCGGCGUCCACGGCCUGUCCCAGAACUGGGGCACCAUGACCCUCGCGCCCGUCGUGUCCGGCAACGUGUUUAACCUGCUCUACGGCAAAAUCUACGACGCCCACUCCGUCAAGAACGACCAGGAAGGACACAUGGAAUGUCUGCUGGGGAAUCAAUGCUACCGGUCGGCUUACUGGGUUACAUUUGGCGCGGCCGUGCUCGGGGUGCUAUGUUGUGGAUGGAGCAUCUGGCAUGAAAACCAGGUGCACAAGGCUAAAGCCAAGGAAGAAAGAGGCGGGCACGAGAGAAUUGCAUGA